Messenger RNA from Drosophila suzukii, 1367 nucleotides. RefSeq names its product guanine nucleotide-binding protein subunit beta-like protein 1. NCBI's taxonomy places the organism in Eukaryota, Metazoa, Arthropoda, Insecta, Diptera, Drosophilidae. Gene Ontology annotation, molecular function: protein binding. The record is from RefSeq and is a predicted model, not a curated record.
AAAAUUCCCGCAACGGCCACACUACCACGAGACCAAACAAAAACAAACUCACUUUAGUUAAUUAAUUUAAACAAAACUAAUUAUGGCUGUGCUACCACCAGAUCCUGUAUUCAGCCUGCGAUCCCCCGACAUGGGAGCCGUUAACUCACUCUGCUUUCAGGAAAACGAUCGCUUGUUGGCGGGAACUGUGAAAGGCAGUGUUUUCCUUUGGGACUUACAGACCAACCGCUCCGCCCUGCACUUCGAGGUGGGACCCGACCCCAUAACCAGCCUGCACCACACCCCCGAUCGCCUGGUGACUCAGGAGAAGGGCGGCACCAUCACCAUGUUCUCCAUCGGCGGCAGUAGCUACGUAAAGGAGCGCAGCAUUCCAGGCAACCACCUAGGCUUUUGUCGAUCUGCCCUCCACACGGGCACCAGCAACACCAACGAGCAGCUGCUCUUCUAUCCCUGCGAUGAGUCCUCCAUCGGGGUGCUCCAUGUGACAGAUGCAGCUGCCCCAACCCAGAUGCUGGUUCCAGAUGAUCCGCAGCUACCCAAACUGGGCAGUGUCACCUGUUUCAAGCCCUUCGAGUGCGCUUCGCAGCUGUUCCUGCUGGCUGGCUACGAGUCGGGUCACUUCCUCACCUGGGACAUCAGCUCGGGCGUCAUUGUGGAUGUGCUGGAGUUGGCCCAGGAUGCCACGUCCGUUGAUUAUGAUCCGGUUACAAAUCGUGGCAUUGUGGGUAGUCCAACCGAUAAACUGAUUAGUUUCAGCUACCAAAGACCCUCGAUGCAACUGCAGAAGGGCUCGGAGCUGUGCAUCAAGAAUCCUGGCGUGAAUUGCGUCCGUAUUCGGUCCGACCAGAAGGUGUUCGCCAGUGGCGGCUGGGACGGACGCAUUCGGAUCUUCUCAUGGAAGAGCCUCCGUCCUCUAGCCGUGCUCACGCAGCAUAAAAAUGGCGGAGUGAUGGACCUGGCAUACUCCAGUCAACAGGUGGCCAUGUGGCGGGCUCCCAUCAUGGCGGCAGCAGGCAUGGACAGCCAGAUAUCCCUGUGGGACCUCUACAAUUAAGCUGCGAUCUAAUCUUAAGUGUUACAGUGUCUGUACUAGAAACCUUUGGAUGCAACGAUCCAGAAAUCCUCUUGAAUUCACUUUUAAAUUUUUGUAAUGAGCUUUGAAUAGUGGCUUUGGCAAAUGUUAAUGACUAUAGUUAUGUUUGAAGCCAAUUGAUUGCUUUGGCAACAUACUAUACAUAUCGUAGGUGCCUGCAGCUAGUUUCGAUAAUAUUAAGCACCUAAAAUUAAUUUCCUUUUGGAACUCCUUGAGGAAAAUGAGAUAUUUGAAUGAAGUGUAUGUAAUCAUAUUAAAGUUUAUAUGAAAAUAA